AUGGCCAGCCUCGGCACAAUACCAGAACUGACCGUCAACCCUUCACUGGCCGGCCACGAGGCCUCCAUCAAUGGCGCCCUAGCGGCUUUCAGGGAGGAGCUAGACAGAUACUACCAAUACAGAAAGAUCAUCGCGGAAAGUUACGACGCGAUACGGGAGUGUCUUGAUAUGCUGUUUGAGACGUAUACUGAUGACUCGACAAUGGGUUGGAUCAAGUCACAUUUAGAAGAGGAAGCCCAACCCGUCGAAACUGUCCUGACCAAAGACCCCAUUAUCUUGGUCAGUGGCCAGGUUAACUGCGGCAAGUCAUCUUUCAUCAACGAACUACUACAGCGCAACAUUGUUCCUGUGGAGGAACACCCGUGCACUUCGAGAAUUGUUAGAAUAAGGCACAGUAAAGAGGAAUAUUAUCAAGUCAUCGGCACGCAAGGUGGGCAGAUUGGUAAACGGCAUAGCCUGAAGACCAGCGAACUCCGCGAGGAGGUGAAACUAAAAGAAGGAAAGAGAGAGGCCAAGGGUCUGGUCGAGGAUGUGGUGGAGAUUGGUCUCGAUCACCCGAUGCUGGCGUCGGGACUUCAGAUAGUCGACACCCCUGGCCUCAGUGAGAACGUGGCUAUGGACACGGUGGUGUCGCAGUGUCUGGACGGGGUUCUGCAGGUCCUCUUCUAUGUUAUUGACGGGAAUACCUCUUUACGAGUUCAGGAUAUAGAGUUCAUUGCGCACGUCACGGCCAGGGCCCCGGAUAUGAAGAUCAUCUACGUAUGUAACAAAUGCGAGGAGGACAACAUGGCUUGUUCAAUGGACGCUGCCAGUGAUGUCAACAGUAGCGAAGACGAGGACGAACAUGGAGGGCCGCCUUUCGGUGUGAUUCCGAAAGGUCAGCUAGCAUUCAGGAAAUUGAAAAACUUCAGCCUUAUUAGCGAAAAUGACGGGGAAGAUAGUGAUGUGUUCUACCAGUUGUCAUGCAGUAUGCUAAAGAGAGCUCGGAAGCGCGGUUUCUCGGAAGAAAACAGAUUCACUGCGGAAUUCCGUAGGCUGGUGACAUCUGUGAUGGGUCACAUGCGGGAGUGCCUCCAGAUUCAUCUUUUGGAGGCAAUUGUGGCCGCUUGUGGGAUAGCCGCACGCGUUUUCGAUUUUCUGGUCGGGGAACGCUGCACUUUCAGAGGUACCGGAAGAUAA
Lineus longissimus is the source of this 1179-nucleotide messenger RNA. RefSeq lists its product as uncharacterized. Gene Ontology annotation, biological process: mitochondrion localization; mitochondrial fusion. The transcript is spliced from 5 exons. The record is from RefSeq and is a predicted model, not a curated record. Gene Ontology annotation, cellular component: mitochondrial outer membrane. Lineage: Eukaryota; Metazoa; Nemertea; Pilidiophora; Heteronemertea; Lineidae. The coding region runs from base 1 to 1179 and encodes 392 amino acids. Gene Ontology annotation, molecular function: GTPase activity.